AUGCAACAGGUGCUGACGCAGGAUGGAAUCUGCCUAGCACUCGAGAUAUACUUUGCUAGGAGCUGCGGAAUAGGCCAGGUAUCGCUAGCCUUGAUAUUUCUGGUCCUGACUGGUGCAUUACCACUCGCUUCUUCGUAUUCAAUCACUGCAGACGAGUCCGACCCCAAAAAAGAAUAUGCUUUCCCGAUGCUCCUAAUCAGCUCCGGCUUUCAUGCAGUGGUAGCUGGCUACACAUACUCAUGGUAUUCUGGCACGGGACAGAUGGGCUUCGCAGCCGGGAUGCUGGCGUCAGGCUUUUUGGCUGCCAUGGGACUCUGGUGCAUGCUGUUUGCCGGGUCGAGCAGGAUCAGUAAGAGGACUGGUGCCGACAAAAGGACGUCUGGGUUCCCUUUCAAGAACGUAGAGGCGGAUAAGAGGAAGAAGAGAUGA
Molecule: messenger RNA, 429 nt
Organism: Trichophyton benhamiae CBS 112371
Lineage: Eukaryota; Fungi; Ascomycota; Eurotiomycetes; Onygenales; Arthrodermataceae
Exons: 1
Coding region: 1-429 (142 amino acids)
Source: RefSeq, a predicted model, not a curated record